AUGUCCAAAAGAAAGGGUUCUAAGAUCAAGGCUUCUCCAUCGAUUGGGAAGACUAAAGAUUCAAGUCAAUUUUUGGAAGCAUUGAAAUUAUAUGAAGGAAAGCAGUAUAAAAAGUCACUAAAGAUUUUAGAGACGAUUUUAAAGAAGGAUAGUUCUAAUGUUGAUGCUUUAGCUUUGAAAGGUAUGAAUUUAAGUUCUACCGGUGAAAAGGAAGAUGCUGAGAUCUAUGUUAAUAAUGCCAUUAAAAAGAUCAACGGUACUUCUGCUUCACCAAUUGCUUGUCAUGUUCUUGGUAUUUAUAUGAGAUCUAACAAAAGAUAUAGCGAAUCUAUCAAAUGGUUUCAAUCUGCGUUAGACAAUGGGUCUUCGAACCAGCAAAUCUACAGAGAUUUAUCUACUUUACAAUCUCAAGUUGGCGACUUUAAAAGCGUAUUGAUCAGUAGAAGAAAAUAUUGGGAAUCUUUUAUGGGCUAUCGUGCCAAUUGGACUUCUUACGCGAUUGCCCAAGAUAUCAAUGGUGAAUUCCAACAAGCUGUCAACACCUUAUCUCAAUUUGAAAAAUUAUCUGAAGGUAAAUUGGGCGAAGCUGAGAUGUACGAAAACAAUGAAUGUCUAAUUUACAAGAAUGACAUUAUGUACAGGGCUGCUGGAUCUCAAAAAGAUAAGUUAGAAAAUGUCUUGAAACAUUUAAAUCAAAUUGAGCCAAAUGUUUUCGAUAAGUACAGUGUAUUGGAAAGAAAAGCUUCUAUUUAUAUGAAAAUCGGUGAACUGAAAGAAGCAGCAAAAGUUUACAGAACCUUAAUCAAGAGGAACCCAGACAACUUUAGUUAUUAUAAAUUAUUAGAAGUUGCAUUGGGUAUAACUGGUAACAAUCAAUUAAGAAAAGCUUUCUAUGAAAGAAUGGCCAAGUUUUAUCCUAGAUGCGAACCUCCUAAAUAUACACCAUUGACUUUUAUUACUGAUGAAGAUGAAUUAUCAAAAUAUCUAGAGAACUAUGUCAUCCCUCAGUUAGAGCGCGGUGUUCCAGCGACUUUCACCAACAUUAAACCAUUGUAUAAAAAGAGAGGCGCUAUAGUUCAAAAAUUAGCAGAAAAUAUCGUCACUAAAUAUUUCGACAACUUAGAUGCAAGUGCUAAUUCAGUUCAAUAUAUUUGGACUUUGUAUUUCUUGGCCCAACAUUUCCUAUUCGUAAAGCAGUUCCAAAAAGCACAAGAAUUUAUUGAAAAGGCUAUUGAACACACUCCAACUAUGGUUGAAUUCUAUAUCUUAAAGGGCCGUAUAAUGAAGCACUUAGGUUUAUUAUCAGAUGCAGCUGAUGUUCUAGAGGAGGGUAGAAAGAUCGACUUACAAGAUAGAUUUAUUAACUGUAAGACUGCCAAAUAUUAUUUAAGAGCCAAUAAUAUAGAAAAGGCUGUUGAAGUUGCUUCCUUAUUUACUAAGAAUGAUGACGCUGUAAAUGGUGUGAAGGACUUACACUUGGUAGAAGCUUCAUGGUUUAUUAUUGAACAGGCAGAAGCUUAUAACAGGUUACAUAUUGAUUCAAAGAAGAAAUUAUCCGAACUAAGAGCGUCAUUGGAAGCUGCGACCGAUGAAGAGGUUUCAGAAACUGAUUCUUCUAAAUCAGAAUUAAAAGAAUUGGAAUGGCAAACCGAAAAGUAUAGAGGUUUAGCUUUAAAGAGAUUUGUUGCUAUUUCUAAAUUCUAUAAACAAUUUGAAGAUGAUCAAUUAGAUUUCCACUCAUACUGUAUGAGAAAGGGUACACCAAGGGCGUAUUUGGAAAUGCUAGAUUGGGGUAAAACUAUUUACACUAAACCAAUAUAUGUUCGUGCUAUGAAUGGUGCCUCUAAGAUUAAUUUUGAAAUUUUCGAUGAACACGAAGAAUUGAAACUAAAGGAAGAUGAAAAUGAAUCUGGUGAGAUCAAGAAAAAGAACAAAAAAUCUAAGAAACAAUCUGCAAGCAUGAAUAAACGCAAAGAAGAAGAAAAAAAGAUUGUUAUGGCUUACCCAGCUAAUCAGGAUGAUGAUGUGUUUGGGGAGAAGUUAAUUCAAUCAAAAACUCAAAUUGAAGAUUUUAUGGAAACCUUCUACAACAGCUAUUCUAAACAAGUAAGCGAAGAAGAUAAAGAUCAUGUAUUAGAAUUUGAAGUUCAAUAUAGAAUGGGAAAAUUAGCUCUAUGUUUAGGUGCCUUGUCUAAAUACUCUAAAAUCCAUGGGACUAAAGCCGGAUUGACUGGUAGUAUGGCAAUCGUUUUAGCAUUGAGCACAAGAGAUUCAACAAAAUUUGAAACAAUAGCAAAAAAAGUUGCCACUAAAGGUUUAGAAACAGAUUUCUCAGUGUUACCAUUAUCUGAGGUAAAUAAUGAAGAAUACGAUUGGGUAACAUUUUUCAAAGACAAUUAUAACUGUGAAGAAUUAAAAGCUUUACUUUUCUUGAAGCAUUAUAAAGUUGGACAAUCUGAUAUGAUAAAAGAACUAAUCUUACAAAGAUUAUCUAACUGUGAGCCAUAUCUACAAAGUGAAAUUCUGCAAUAUGAAUUAUGA
This is a messenger RNA of Vanderwaltozyma polyspora DSM 70294, 2541 nucleotides long. RefSeq names its product peptide alpha-N-acetyltransferase complex A subunit NAT1 (gene NAT1). The transcript has a single exon. Gene Ontology annotation, biological process: N-terminal peptidyl-methionine acetylation. The record is from RefSeq and is a predicted model, not a curated record. NCBI's taxonomy places the organism in Eukaryota, Fungi, Ascomycota, Saccharomycetes, Saccharomycetales, Saccharomycetaceae. Gene Ontology annotation, cellular component: cytoplasm; NatA complex. Bases 1 to 2541 code for a protein of 846 amino acids. Gene Ontology annotation, molecular function: protein binding; protein-N-terminal amino-acid acetyltransferase activity.